UUUGCCAUAGGUGUUUUUUCUAACUUUUUUGAGAAUGUGAUUUAGUAUCAGGAAAGACAAAUGUACUCAAUGAAGGAAAACACCUGUUGUACAAAGGAGUCCAAACACAUGUACACAAUCUACUACUUUAAAUCAGCCUCACGCACAGCGAUAGCGUGCGUUUUGCGUGAGCGCCAUGGCAACAGGAUGGUGACGUUUCAAUGAGGUCACGUGAGCGCUGCUGCCCUUUCUGAAUUCACUUCUGCUGUUGAACUUGAUGAAUGUAGCUGUUUUGAACGAGUUGAACAGUCUGAGGCCCGAUAUUGUGCGAAACUACUUGCGAAUAAGAAUUGUUGGAGAACCGAGUGUUACACUAACGAGUGUUACGCGGAGGAGGCGAAGUCUUCCAGUGGACCCUCUGCCAUGGAGCCCCUGCUGAGCAGAGUCAGACAGUGGAUCCUUGCCUUUGGACUUUGGCCCCAGUUCGCUGACCGCCCUGUCGUGGAGAGGCCUCUCGACGACGUGGUCCUUCCGGAUUACGAGGAGGAGGUUGAGGCCGUGCCCCCCAGCGGGGACGGUCAGCAGGUUCCUCUUCCUUCUCCCUACGCUGCUCCCGUUGCUCCUCCCUACGCUGCUCCCUUUGCUCCUCCCUACGCUGUUCCCUUUGCCCCUCCCUACCCUGCUCCCUAUGCUCCUCCCUACGCUGUUCCCUUUGCCCCUCCCUACCCUGCUCCCUAUGCUCCUCCCUACCCUGCUCCCUUUGCUCCUCCCUACGCUGUUCCCUUUGCCCCUCCCUACGCUGUUCCCUUUGCUCCUCGCUACCCUGCUCCCUUUGCUCCUCCCUUUGCUCCUCCCUUUGCUCCUCCCUACCCUGCUCCCUACCCUGCUCCCUUUGCGCCUCCCUUUGCGCCUCCCUUUGCGCCUCCCUUUGCUCCUCCCUUUGCUCCUCCCUAUGCUUAUCCUUUUGCUGCUAUUGCUGACCUUCACGCUGACCCCCAUGCUGGCGGUAAUGUUCUUCACGCUCACCCUCACUAUCCUCCUGCUGUCUUUCACGCUGACCUCUGUAAUGAUGAUGGUGAUGAUGACAAUGAUGAUGCUGGUGAUGAUGAUGAUGAUAUGAACAAUGAAAUUGACCGUAUGCUUCAAAGGUACAGGUUAGGGCUACCCAAUGAGGAGGAGGUCUUUGAUGGCGAGGGUGAGUUUCCAUUUCUGGUCCCUGUGCUGGACAUUGAAGACAUUGGCCCAGUGCCCCCAGAAGAUUCUUUUGAUGAGCUCCUGGAUGCAGAUGUUCUUGAAUCUCCUUCUGGCCUCGACUUCUCCACAAAACGACCCAGGGAAGAGAGCGACGGGGAGGAGUCUGCUGCGAAGAGGGCGCGGUGAUCUGAAGACAGCGACUCGGAAUUGAUAAUCCUCUGCGAAGCUUUGGAGCAACCACUGAGUCCACUUGCAGCAGGAACAGUGGUUGCCAUGGUAGCCUUUGCAUCUGGCAGGGCGAGUGUCCCCCAUGAAGCGUCUUGCACUGGGGCUUCUCUGUAGUAGUACUUCUUCAUCUUUGCACGGUGGAUCGAUCAACUUCUUUCAUCCUGAGGGCCGGCCUUUGGGACUGGCAGAGGCGUUGACACCCCGAGCAAGUAGCCUUUGCAUCUGGCAGGGCUGAAGAAGACAAAAAUGCUUUCAUACACCCUACCCCCCCCCCUCCCCCCCCCGCAUUCCUUUACAGGUCAAGAGUGAAGAAAUCAGUGAAAACUGAUGACAAUAAUGACAACAGGGUAAGUUGAACUUGCAACGUUAGAAAGGCCUUUACUGGUCAAGAGUGAAGAUAUCAGUGGAAACUGAUGACAACAGAGUAAGUUGAACUCGCAAGGUUAGAAAGGCCUUUAUAUGGCCAAAAAUAUAGGAGAUACAGUUCAUAAUAUUUAACAAUUUCAUACCAUACUAAUGUUUUU
Messenger RNA from Pungitius pungitius (ninespine stickleback), 1925 nucleotides. RefSeq lists its product as uncharacterized. Lineage: Eukaryota; Metazoa; Chordata; Actinopteri; Perciformes; Gasterosteidae. The coding region runs from base 403 to 1359 and encodes 318 amino acids. The transcript has 2 exons. The record is from RefSeq and is a predicted model, not a curated record.